Messenger RNA from Sorghum bicolor (sorghum), 964 nucleotides. RefSeq lists its product as uncharacterized. The transcript is spliced from 3 exons. NCBI's taxonomy places the organism in Eukaryota, Viridiplantae, Streptophyta, Magnoliopsida, Poales, Poaceae. The record is from RefSeq and is a predicted model, not a curated record. The coding region runs from base 108 to 614 and encodes 168 amino acids.
GCCUACACGCACCGCAAGAACCAGAGCGCAACAGCGGCACUGUCCCCAGCAAACUUGCCCUCCUCCCGCCGGCCGGUCCGCGAGCGCGAGCGAGAGCCGGCAGCGGCAUGGCGUCCGCCGCCCACCGGUCCAUGGCGUCCGCCCUCCUGUUCCUCAACCUCGUCAUGUACGUCGUCAUCGCCGUCAUCGCCGGCUGGGCCAUCAACUACAGCAUCGACGAGAGCAGGAACUCGCUGAAGGGCGCGAGGCCGCCGGUGCGGCUGUUCCCGAUCUACUUCCCGAUCGGCAACCUGGCGACGGGGUUCUUCGUCAUCUUCGCGCUCCUCACGGGCGUCGUGGGCAUCGCCACCUCGCUCGCCGGCCUGCACGACGUCAGCCAGGGGUACCCCGCCAGCAUGAUGUCCGCCGCGGCGUCCUCCCUCGUCACCUGGACGCUCACCGUCCUCGCCAUGGGGCUCGCCUGCAAGGAGAUCAGCCUCAGCGUCAGGCCCGGCAGCCUGCGCACCUUGGAGGCGUUCACCAUCAUCGCGACGGCGACGCAGCUGCUCUGCGCUGGGUCGCUCCACGCCGGCGCGCACGCGGUCAUCCUGGAGACGCCUAUCGGCGGAGUUUAACUGAGGCGAGCGAUGACGACGAACUUGCUGGGAAAAAAAUACAUGCAUGUGUCAUCUUGGCAGUGAUGAUUAAUAUCGGUGUGUGUGUGCGCGCGCGCGCGUGUGACUGUGCGAGCGCGAUCGAUGCUAUGGCUUCUUCACACGUGCCGUGUGUGUGUGCGCGCUUUCUGGGUAACUAAAUUCGUGUGUUUAUUAUUCCUUAUUCGUUUGUAAAUGUUGUCGUGGUCGCGUACGUAUAAAGUGGUGAACUAUCGGCGAUUCUUUGCAGACUACUGCGCGACUCAAAUUAUUGCACUUUGCACCUUUCCAAAUACUACAGUAUAUACACUGCCAAAGAAAUUAAUUCUCUA